GCUCUCGCACAUAACCCGAACCAGAGCGAUCUCUCUCGUUCUCUCGUUCUCCAGGUUUCUCCAGGUAAGCUUCUCUUGUAAAAAUUUGUUAUUUAUUUGUUUGGAUUUUUCAAAUUAGGGAUGGGGAGAUUAGGGAAAGAGGGGUGGGAAGAGCAAAGGGAUGAGGGUAUGGAGCAUGGUGUGUUCGUCGAACCAGAAUCGGAGCAUGGAGGCUCACUCGCUCCUCAAGCGGCAGGGCUUCGACGUCGCGUCGUACGGCACCGGAGCCCACGUCAAGCUCCCUGGUCCCUCCCUCAGAGAACCCAAUGUUUACGACUUUGGCACACCUUACAAGCAGAUGUUCGACGAUCUCCGGCGAAAAGACCCCGAACUGUACAAGCGUAAUGGCAUCUUGCCUAUGCUUAAAAGAAACUUGGGAGUCAAACUGGCACCUCAGCGAUGGCAGGACAAUGCUGCCGACGGUUCCUUUGAUGUGGUGUUAACAUUCGAAGAAAAGGUUUUUGACAUGGUUAUUGAAGAUCUCAACAACCGGGACCAUGCUCUUAGGAAAUGUGUGCUGAUAAUCAACUUGGAGGUGAAAGAUAACCACGAGGAGGCGGCUGUAGGAGCUCGUCUUGCUUUAGAUCUUUGCCAAGAGGUCUGUAUUUAUGGUUGCGUCGACACCCCAUAAUCUGGUUUUUAGAAACAGCAGCGACGGAAGUUAAUGUAUAGCAUCUCAUUUUAUUGAAACUGUAAUAAUACUCUGUUAGGGAGAUUUCGAAAAACCAAGACCCGGUGUUGCUGAUAACUUAUGUGCACCGACUGUUCUCCCCAAAUGUAAUUCUUGCUUAAGCACCAGUUUCGAUAAUAUCUUGAUUAGAGCGACUCUCCUACCGUACAGUUACUAAUAAGAAUAACGUCGUCGUGA
This is a messenger RNA of Pyrus x bretschneideri (Chinese white pear), 907 nucleotides long. Its product is annotated as RNA polymerase II subunit A C-terminal domain phosphatase SSU72-like. Gene Ontology annotation, biological process: termination of RNA polymerase II transcription. Lineage: Eukaryota; Viridiplantae; Streptophyta; Magnoliopsida; Rosales; Rosaceae. Gene Ontology annotation, molecular function: RNA polymerase II CTD heptapeptide repeat phosphatase activity. The coding region runs from base 161 to 670 and encodes 169 amino acids. Gene Ontology annotation, cellular component: nucleus; mRNA cleavage and polyadenylation specificity factor complex. The transcript has 3 exons. The record is from RefSeq and is a predicted model, not a curated record.